AUGAACAUCAAUGAAGCAAUACCUUUGAUUGUGUUAGCGCUUCGAAAUAUCUUUAAAGAAAACCUGAAAGCAACUCCAGCAGAAAUAGGAUAUUUGACAACUUUGCGGUUGCCGAGCGAUUUCCUGGAACAAGAUGAUGUAGUUCCUACAUCAAAUCACUCAAAUGAAAAGGUAUUCUUACAGAAGGAACUACAACAUGCUACUCACGUGUUUUUGAGGAAUGAUAGUGUCCGCCCACCAUUAAAAACACCGUACGAUGGGCCAUUUAAGAUUGUGAGGCGUUCAGACAAGACGUAUGAUCUUCUAAUCAAAGGAAAACCGGUGCGGGUGAGUGUUAAUCGGGUAAAGGCAGCAUUUUUAUCAAGUGACAAUGAAGACGUAAGCCCAUCACGUACAGAAAAUAUGGCAGAUACUCGAAUGGAUACCAAACCUAGUAAUGUAACACGAAAGGGACGAUUAGUGCAGGUUCCAAGAAGAUAUGUUAAAUUUGACUUAACGUGA
Teleopsis dalmanni is the source of this 501-nucleotide messenger RNA. RefSeq lists its product as uncharacterized. The transcript is spliced from 2 exons. The record is from RefSeq and is a predicted model, not a curated record. The coding region runs from base 1 to 501 and encodes 166 amino acids. Lineage: Eukaryota; Metazoa; Arthropoda; Insecta; Diptera; Diopsidae.